AUGUCGAAUAACAUGGAGCCCGAGGAAGACGAAAUAUCGUUGGAUUCCAAUAUCCCAGAAACAAUUACGGAGAUGUCAGAUCCUAUUGAAAAGCCUAACCUAAAAGUUAGGCGAAGGAAUGUAAUUGAAACAGUAAAUUUUGUAUCAAAAGAAGAAACUUCUGAUACGAAAAGUGAUGUACCUCUUGUAAGAAUGUCCGAUUCUACGAAGGCAUGGUGCGAUAACAUUAUGCCGCAAAUACCUGACAUCGCAGAUUUUAGUUUGUCAGGUAAACAAAACGGAGCGUUAAAUCACGAGGACGAUAACAGUUUAUUAGAACAUAAUUUUGGUGAUACAGAGCCAUUGACGAAUAGAGAACGGAUGAAGAUAAGUGUUAUUCGAGGAAGCGUCGCCAAUCCGAACCUAACAUUAGGAGAACUGAAGCUACUGGGUUGCAGCAGUGAGGGUUUAGUUAAUGAUGAUAUACGAAGAGCUUUGUGGCCAACACUAUUGCGGCUCUCGGAAGAAACCACUUUUUCUGUAACUGGACUAGAAACUAUACAUAGUCAUAUACCAAAUGAGGUCUACCAACAAAUAUUAAAGGAUGUAGCACGCAGUGGCAGCCAUAUUUCGCAAAAUGCUACACAACAUGAGAUUGAUCAUUUUCACGAACAGUUAACACAAUUAAUGUGUUGGGUUCUUCACAAACAUUCUAUGUUGAAUUAUUACCAGGGAUAUAAUGAUAUAGCAGCAACUGUACUUCUUGUCAUGGGCUUAGAAAAAGGUUUGCGUGUACUUGAAAGCAUUUCUUUAGAAUUUCUUGAAAGAUUUAUGGAGAAAACAAUGGAAAAAGUGAAUCAAGAAUUAUUUUACAUAUUUGCACUCUUGGAGAGAGUGCAUCCCACCUUAUUAGAACACUUGGAAAAUGUAGAAUUAUUUCCGCAUUUUGCAUUGGCUGAAUAUACAACAUGGUAUGCGCACAAGUAUGCGGAAAAUAGAAAACUGUUACACAGAUUAUUUGAUUACUUUCUUGGCAGUCCCCCACUGAUGCCUCUUUAUCUAAGUACUGUGAUCGUAGCACAUAGAGCAACAGAAAUUUUUAAUACUACACCUGAUAUGGGUCACACGCAUAAAGUUUUAUGUACUUUACCGGACGAUCUACCUUUUGAAACGCUUCUAGUUGAAGCAAAAAAUUUAUAUCGUGAAUAUCCACCUGAAUCUAUAAGUAACGAUGUUAGAGAAUUCGAUCGAAAACGAAAAUGUAAAGAACAAGAAUGGAAAGCAAAGGCAGAAGCAAGUCGUCAAGAAAGAGAAAAGCAACGUCAACUCAGAAUUGUAAAAUCAGCGCCAAGAAUACCGUAUCGUAUCAGAAGUUACAAAACGAUCACGGUAGUAACUAUUUUGGCUCUGGGAUUGUAUGCCUUUUUAAGAUCUUCAUCUGGUCUUAACUGACAUUAAAUGAACAUAAUCUAUUUAGAUAAUAGAUUCAUUUCUGUGUCCUUGAAACAAAAUUCCAUUUUAUUUAUAUGCCAUUGGUUUGGUAAAUAAAACAAAUUGUUGGGCACACAAACAUAAUGAAAUAAUGAUGUACUAUUAUAAAAUACACGUGAUAAGGACCGUUGGUAAUCUUAUUAAUCAGUGAUUAAACGAAUUUGUUUCUGAAUGUGUUAUAAGGAACAUAUUGAGCAUUCCUGUGCUGCCUUUAUGCUGUGUUCUUUGAAAUCGAUAUGAACCUUUUGUGCACAUAUAUUUACAGUGUCAGAAAUGUAAACAGAUCUUUGAGAUUGAAAGGAAGGGCAGAGACAAAGCAUACAUGUGCUUGCAAAAAAAUAUAUCUGUAACAUGUAUAUUUUGAAACAUUAAAAAAGAAUUUUUAAACGUGAAA
Molecule: messenger RNA, 1864 nt
Organism: Bombus impatiens (common eastern bumble bee)
Lineage: Eukaryota; Metazoa; Arthropoda; Insecta; Hymenoptera; Apidae
Product: TBC1 domain family member 20
Exons: 5
Coding region: 1-1431 (476 amino acids)
Biological process (GO): endoplasmic reticulum to Golgi vesicle-mediated transport; positive regulation of GTPase activity
Cellular component (GO): endoplasmic reticulum membrane
Molecular function (GO): GTPase activator activity
Source: RefSeq, a predicted model, not a curated record